AUGCCUCUCCCAACGACAUUCAUGCUUAACACUGGCGCGCCCAUUCCAGCGGUCGGUUUCGGCACCUGGCAGGCCGCGCCACACGAGGUCGAGAAAGCAGUCGAGAUCGCGCUGCGCAACGGCUACAAACACAUCGACUGCGCGGCCAUCUAUCGCAAUGAGAACGAGGUCGGUGCUGGAAUCCGCAACAGCGGUGUCAAUCGCAAGGACAUCUUCAUCACCACCAAGCUAUGGAACUCGAAGCAUGCACCCAAGGACGUCGAGGCGGCGCUGGACGAGUCGCUGAAGGACCUUGGCGUCGAGUAUGCGGAUCUGUACCUGAUGCACUGGCCCACGCCAUUCGCCAGAGGCAACAAGUGGUUUCCUUUAGAUGACGAGGGGGUCUUCAAGUUGGGGGACACGCCCUACACGGAGACGUGGAAGGCGAUGGAGAAGCUGCUCAAGACGGGCAAGACCAAGGCCAUUGGAAUCAGCAACUUUAACGAGCGGAGGCUGAAGGAGCUGCUCGAGGUCGCCGAGGUGGUCCCGGCCGUCAACCAGAUCGAGGCACACCCGUGGAUCCAGCAGCCAGCGCUGAAGAAAUUGUGCGAGGACAACGGCAUCCUCAUCCAGGCGUACAGUCCACUGGGCAACAACACGACCGGCGAGCCGAGGACGGUGGACGAUCCUCUCGUGCAUGAGAUUGGCAAGGAGCUGGACAUGGAUCCGGGUCAGGUGCUCGCGUCGUGGGCCAUUCAACGUGGCACCGUCGUUCUGCCCAAGAGUGUCACCGAGAAGAGAAUCAUCGGUAAUGUCAUGGUGAAGGAGCUGCCCAAGGAGGCGUACGAGAAGCUGAACGCAAUGGAGAAGCACAAGCGCUUCAAUGACCCAAGCCCAAGAUGGGGCUACGACAUCUUCGACGAGCUCGGAGAGGAUGCCGUCAAGCAAUCCGCAAAGGAGGCUGGGAAGUCCAACCCGACCAAGUUCAAGAUUUGA
This is a messenger RNA of Cyphellophora europaea CBS 101466, 975 nucleotides long. RefSeq lists its product as uncharacterized. Gene Ontology annotation, cellular component: cytosol. NCBI's taxonomy places the organism in Eukaryota, Fungi, Ascomycota, Eurotiomycetes, Chaetothyriales, Cyphellophoraceae. Gene Ontology annotation, molecular function: aldose reductase (NADPH) activity. Bases 1 to 975 code for a protein of 324 amino acids. The record is from RefSeq and is a predicted model, not a curated record. The transcript has a single exon.